Molecule: messenger RNA, 1533 nt
Organism: Aspergillus udagawae
Lineage: Eukaryota; Fungi; Ascomycota; Eurotiomycetes; Eurotiales; Aspergillaceae
Exons: 1
Coding region: 1-1533 (510 amino acids)
Source: RefSeq, a predicted model, not a curated record
AUGGCUGCAGCAUCUCCUGAGGGCGAGGCUUGGUUUUUUCACGAGGCUCUAACGGUGAAAGACAAGUUUGAUCCUGCGGAUCCAAAGCAGUUUUACAGCCAUGUCCUACUGGAAGUCGUGACGAACUACACUGUUGAUGAGGGUUACUAUGUGCCUAAGAUUCCUUGGGAGGACCAUCCCCGUGCACAGAAGCAAGAAUGGAAUCCCGCAGCAAGAACUAGUUACGCACGUUAUAAGUUCAUGACAGUUAUGACGGGGCCCAGCUGCGGGAAAAUUACUCGCCAGCAGGCUGUACAUGGGUCGUUCGAUUACUGGGAGUUGAAGCCUCAAAGUGGCAAGCAAAUGGUAGCCCUGGUUCCAGUUCUGAUUCCGAACAUCGACGAACGCUUCCUUUACGUGGAUUUGACAUAUCCAUUACGAGGAAUCUACUUUCCGAAAUCCCACCUCGCCCACCCGAAGUACAGUAACAUGUGCACGUACUCUCGACUUGACUUCCGCAGCAGGAAGGUAACUCUGAAGGCAUACACACCAGAUUAUUCCAAAAUGGUUAAAGAAGUGAUGAAGAAAACUGGAUCUCAACUGGGCAGCAUAGCAGGACAACCGGGCUCCCAGGCUGGGGGGGCGAUGGGAUCACUUUUUGGAGGGCUGGCGGAAUCUUCAUAUGGUCUCUAUCCCCACAAAGAGUCUAAACAGGAGCCUGGGAUACUGGAGCAAGAAAAAGAACGGCAAAAAAAAGAAAGUUCGCUAUGGUUCUUCCAGGAGGAUGAAUGCUUGCCGAAUGACGCAACCACUGGCUGGGGAUUCCAACCACAGUGGACAGCACGCUUUGAUAUAUUCAGCUUGACGCGAGUUCUUGCCAUUCCGGACCACCUACUAAAGCCCGACUACAGAGACCCGUAUCAAUUCAUUAAACUUUUUUCAUGCAAGGCUCUUGCUGGCGCUAAACCAGAGAAGGCUGACAGCACCAUGAAUUCGACGGAUGUGGUUCGGUUUGACCAACUUGUCAGCAAGCAGCUCGGGAUCCAGUUUGACUAUAAAGGUAACGGACUGGACCCCAAUUGGCUCGUGAAGGUUCUUUCGGGAAUCGCGGCUGUUGCUUUAAGCUGCAUUCCGAUGAUCGGACCCCUCGUUGCGUUAGGCGAGCAGCUGAUUGUGGACGCAAUCCUGGACCCAGAAUCAUUUAAAUCCCAACAAGGCCUCAUAAGUAAGAUUCCCGGUGUUGUGGGUGCGAUGACAGCAACGGGCCAAAAUACCAAAGCUUUCUUGUCUGAAACAGCCUCUAAGGCACGACCAUCAACUGUACUAGCUGUCGAAAGUCCUGAGCGGCAAUCUGUUUACGUUGGGCCUGAAGAUACCGACGCCUCAAAGCAGAAGGGGCAAGAAGAUAAAGGAAGACCAGAUUCAGAAAGCAGGAAUUUUGAGAAUGCUGCAGAUGGCCCAUGUAUCAUUGAGCAGCCAUGGACUGAAAAAGACCUUUCAAACCUGGAAGACGCCCCGAGCCCCAAAAAUGCUCUGGUGUACGUUGGUGAAUAA